GAAGUCAGUCGAGAAAGUCCGAACUAAAACCCACCAAAACUGUAUCUCAGACUCAUUCCCAUUCCAAAAUCUCUAAAGUUUCUUUGUUUAAUCGGAGCGGAGGUUCAAUUCUGGUUCUUCUCGAUUGAAUCUCCUCUGGUAAUCUUAAUUUCAGGUAUUUUUUGGCGGUAGAAUGAGUAACUUCAGGUUAUUGUUAGCCGAGGCAGCACUAAAAGGGGUUGCAGAAGCUCGAGCUCGGAUAUUUGGGCAUGUGCUAAACACAACAGGACAACCAUCUGGUAUCAAAAUUCUCAGGAAAAAGCUUGUUGGGGAGAAGGUGGCUGCAUGGUACCCGUAUGAUAUCAAGAGGGAUGAUCCUCUUGUCAUGGCUCGUGAAGAAAAAGCGCGAUUAUCGAAGCUUGAAAUGCAGAAACGACGUGGGAAAGCUGCACCUAAGAAAGGUCAAGGAAGGCGUGCUCUUAAACGUAACAAGUAGAGGUGAUUCCCUAAGUGUUUUUUGAAUCUGCCAUUUCAGGAGGUUUCUAGCAUUCUAAGAUUUGAUGGUACAAGUCUUAAAUUCAACCAUCUCAUUCGCAAUAACAUUAUUAGUUUACUUACAGCAGUUGUAUGCAGAUAUGUGAUAAAUGUAACCUGUUAGCUGUUACCACUUGGCUUGUUUACACUUGUUCGAAGUCGAUAGAAACCAAUCUUAUUCAAGCAAUGCAUUAUUUUCGUCUCUUUU
Papaver somniferum (opium poppy) is the source of this 721-nucleotide messenger RNA. RefSeq lists its product as uncharacterized. NCBI's taxonomy places the organism in Eukaryota, Viridiplantae, Streptophyta, Magnoliopsida, Ranunculales, Papaveraceae. The record is from RefSeq and is a predicted model, not a curated record. The transcript has 3 exons. Gene Ontology annotation, cellular component: mitochondrion. Bases 173 to 475 code for a protein of 100 amino acids.